Messenger RNA from Neolamprologus brichardi, 1403 nucleotides. It is a transcript of the gene lztfl1, whose product is annotated as leucine zipper transcription factor-like 1. Gene Ontology annotation, cellular component: cytoplasm. Gene Ontology annotation, biological process: negative regulation of protein localization to cilium. Lineage: Eukaryota; Metazoa; Chordata; Actinopteri; Cichliformes; Cichlidae. The record is from RefSeq and is a predicted model, not a curated record.
UUCUCAAUGCAAACACUAGCUGCUAGGAGGCUAGCAAAUCUGCUUGAUAGUCUUAUAGCUGUCAUAUAACCUUUGUUUAGCCUCGUCGAAUGUAAUUAUAAGAGAUUUUCAAGAACUCUCGAUUCCAGCAUUUCACCGCUGGUUUUCAGUCUGCUCACUGAAUGAUCUAAAUUAUAGCCAGAAAAACCCAUUUUUUUCCUCUUUUGGAGCAGCUCAGUCUUCAAGCUAGCUAACUUAGUUACGUUAACGUUAGCUGCACAGCCAUCAUGGCUGAAUUUGGAUUUAAUGAACACCAUCAGAAUGAAAUCAUCAAUUAUAUGCGAUUUGCACGUUCAAAGAGAGUUCUAAGGCUCAAAACUAUCGACUCAUGCUUCGAGGAGCUCAAAGAUAGCAGGCUGGUGGAGGAAACCUUCACAGUGGACGAGGUGAAGGAGAUGCUGGACGAGCUGCAGGCGGUGGUGCGUGGGGAGGUGGAGAUGGAGCUCAUCAACACAGCCCACACCAAUGUGCUGCUGCUUAGGCAGCUUUUCUCCCAGGCUGAAAAGUUUUACCUACGACUACAGAGUGAUAUCUCGGAGCUGGAAAACAGGGAGCUGUUGGAGCAAGUGGCUGAAUUUGAGAAGACUGACUUUAAAACCACCGAUAAGAUAAACAAAGAAACAAGCAAACCCAAGUUGGCCCCUCUGAAUGAAAGUGGAGUGUCUGAACUUCUCAACAAGGAGAUAGUGAGACUACAACAGGAAAAUGACAAACUGAGAGCGAGGCUCCGGACUUUAGAAUCCCAGGCCAUGAGUGCACUAGAUGAGAAAUCCAGGGCAGAGAGAGCUCUGAAAGACCUUCAGAGAGUGCAAGGUGAACAGCAGGUGGCUGCUCAAUCCAAGGAAAUCAACAGUCUAGAGGACACAGUGGCAGCUCUGAGAGAGGACUACGAAAGGUCUCUCAGCGCCAACGUGGCAACCCAGAAAGAUUUGCAGGACAACCUGAUCUCUUCCAAACAUGAGCUUCUGCGAGUGCAAGAGCAGCUGGCCUUGGCAGAGAAAGAGCUGGACAAGAAGUUCCAGCAAACUGCGGCCUACCGCAACAUGAAGGAGAUCCUAACCAAGAAGAACGAGCAGAUCAAAGAGAUUAGGAAACGAUUGCAGAGAUAUGAGCCUAAUGAGUGAGCUCCACCCCGGACAGCUGGUUUAACAGAUGUUUGCGGGUAUAAAGCGGGACCAAGAUUUACGACUGUGGUUUGGAUACGAAACCAUCUGAUCUUUUGCUGUAAGACAAGAGAGACAGAAAAAAAAAGCUCUUCCACGAGGAAACUUUUAUUCACGCUUUGUCUGGCAUUUUCACUAGUAAUCGGCUUUAGUAAAGAGUAGGAGCGGGAAGCUGGAAGCACACACACACACACACACACA